AUAAUUUCAAAAUCGAAAUCUUGUAUAUUUCUAUUCGUCCUAUUUACCAACGUGCAAAAAAAAAAUCAGAAUGAGAGUGGAAGCUUUGGACUUGUUUUGGACGGAUAAGGGCCGAUAUAAUUUAGCAGAAAAAAGGUUUUACGAAGACGUACUUAAGGUUACACCGCUGCAGGUGAGCCACCACUACAGCCCUUUAGUGUCCGAAAUUGCAAAGGCUAGAGAACAUAUACAGACCUCUCUGGAAAAGGUAAAAAUUGAUUUUACCAAUGAUACGAGCAGGUCGGAGGUUCUAGACAGAAUAUUGCUACUAGAAAAUGAAAAUGCGGAUCUUAGAUCUAAAUUUGUUAAAUUAUUACAAGAACACUCCGAUGUAUUGAAGCGCCUCCAAGCCGUUGAGAAUCGGCUGAGUAUUUCCAAUGGUAACCUGAAAGAGGAUGAUGAUGUCGACUUAUUUGCUUCUGAUAGUGAAGAAGAAACUCAGGAGACUGUGCGCAUAAGAGAGGAACGACUGGCCGCUUAUAAAGCUAAGAAAUCAACUAAAGCUACCAUAAUAGCAAAGUCAAGUCUAAUUUUAGACGUUAAGCCAUGGGAUGAUGAAACUGACCUCGGAGCUAUGGAAGUGGAAAUCCGAAAAAUUACUUUGGAAGGAUUACUAUGGGGAGCUUCUAAACUUGUCCCAGUCGCUUUUGGAAUUAAGAAAUUAAGUAUAUCAUGUGUUGUUGAGGAUGAUAAAGUUUCUAUUGAUUGGCUUACUGAAGAAAUAGAAAAAUUAGAAGAUUUUGUCCAAAGCGUUGACAUAGCUGCAUUUAACAAAAUAUAAGAGAUGUAA
Drosophila guanche is the source of this 829-nucleotide messenger RNA. RefSeq names its product probable elongation factor 1-delta (gene eEF1delta). Bases 71 to 820 code for a protein of 249 amino acids. The record is from RefSeq and is a predicted model, not a curated record. Gene Ontology annotation, biological process: translational elongation. The transcript has 3 exons. Gene Ontology annotation, cellular component: cytosol; eukaryotic translation elongation factor 1 complex. NCBI's taxonomy places the organism in Eukaryota, Metazoa, Arthropoda, Insecta, Diptera, Drosophilidae. Gene Ontology annotation, molecular function: guanyl-nucleotide exchange factor activity; translation elongation factor activity.